Molecule: messenger RNA, 1584 nt
Organism: Meloidogyne enterolobii
Lineage: Eukaryota; Metazoa; Nematoda; Chromadorea; Rhabditida; Meloidogynidae
Source: the annotation of a GenBank genome assembly
AUGAAAAAAUUUGAUUUAAAUUUAAUUUUUAGAUUUAUUGCAUUAUUUGCCGUUUUAAUACUUUUAAAUAUGAAUAAGGAGUCUCUUUUUGUUUGUGCACGCUCAGAUGAACCUUUUUCUAUUUUAACUAUAGAUCCAGUUUCUGGAGCUAAUUGUUUGGCUUUUCAAGGGAAUGAGCUUCAAAAUGGAACAAUAAAUUCAGCAACAUUUAUUGGUCAAGACCAAACACAUUUAUGUAUUUCUUUGGAAGAUAAAUCAUUAAUGACAAUUCCAAUGAAAUAUAAAAAAUCAAAGAAAAAUUUAGCUGCUAAUUCUACACGAUCUUUUCUUGGUUUUAAAGCCAAUUUUAUUGUUUCUCAUCCCUCUGGUGAUUUUAUUUUUAUUGCGGCAGACAACAAAAUUUAUACUUGGGAGCUUAGAGGUGGAAAUAUGCUUUCUAUAAUUGACGAACAUCUGCGUGAAAUUUCUGCUUUCCGAAUUUCUACUUGUGGUAGCUUAUUGGCAAGUUCUUCUAUGGAUGGUGCCGUGAAGGUUUGGCUAACUUCUAGUUUAAUCACUCAACGCAAUGAAAGUUCUCAUAUUUGUUCACAAUUAGGUGGUCAUUCAAGCCAUACUUUAGAAGUCAACGAUUUAUAUAUUACUUCUUCUGGAAUGUCUGCACGUAUUUUUUCUGUUUCUUCUGAUUAUAGUGCUUGUCUUUAUUCUUUGGCUACAAAUCAAAUUCUUUUAAAAAUUACUUGUGAUCAUCCUUUAAAUGCUUGUUGUAUGGAUGGAGCGGAAAGGAGGUUAUUUUUGGCAUCAAUUGAUGGUCAGAUUAGAACAAUUGAUUUGAUGCAGUCUGAGCUUCCCAAAGACAGCUUCCAAAGAAUGAAAGUCGAAAAUGAACAAAAAGAUAACAAUACUGAAAAUUCAUUUCAAUUUCAUAAUUCUCGAAUACAACAAUUAUGUGCAAAUUUAGAUGGGAGUAGACUUGCUUCUGGAGACAGUUCAGGUGCUUAUGCUAUUUGGGACGUGACAAACGGGCAACUUUUACAGAACGGACAAAUGAAAGGACCAAUUAUUGUUUUAUCUUUUAUUUUGGAGAAUCUCUCUGCCGCUGGAACUUCUUUACCACCUCUAAACAAGCAAAUGUCUACUGGAUCAAAAUCAAAUUUUGCAGUAAAACAUGCAAAUCUAAAUAAAGUUUAUUGUGAGAAAAGUUUACAAGAACAUUUUGAUAAAUUGCUUCGAAAUGCAAACGCUGCUGCUUUGCGCUGUGAAUUUCAAUCUUCUGUUGAGGGUACAUCAAAAGAUAAUAUUCAACAACAACAAGAUAAUAAUUUAAAUAAUAAAAAUAAAAGGAAAAGACGUCAAGUAGAAAAUGAGACAACAACAACAUUGACGCCAACAGAAAAUUCUCUUAAAGAGGAAGAAAAUGUGGAAAGUGCUGAUUUAUCUUCAAUUGAAUCUACAACAAAUGUUGAACAAUUAAAACAGAGAAUAAAAAUAUUAGAAAGGGAAUUAGCCAGAGUUGUGCAAAUUAAUGCUGAAAUUUAUGAUUAUGCGGCAAAUUUGACUAUUGAUGAAGAUAAUUUGGUUAUUUAA